Messenger RNA from Daphnia pulicaria, 667 nucleotides. RefSeq names its product adenylate kinase isoenzyme 6-like (gene Ak6). Gene Ontology annotation, cellular component: cytoplasm; nucleus. NCBI's taxonomy places the organism in Eukaryota, Metazoa, Arthropoda, Branchiopoda, Diplostraca, Daphniidae. The coding region runs from base 134 to 661 and encodes 175 amino acids. The record is from RefSeq and is a predicted model, not a curated record. Gene Ontology annotation, molecular function: AMP kinase activity; ATP hydrolysis activity; ATP binding. The transcript is spliced from 4 exons.
CCUCUUUGACGAUCAGUAAGUUGUUAAUAGUAGUCUGCUUAUUCACUGUCAAUUGUCAACAAGACGAAUCGGGAGUUCGGGAAUCGGGACCACGUUUUUUUGUGAAAUUUACAAUCAUCCCUGAAAACUUAAGAUGACAGAAUCUCGAUCUCUACCCAAUAUUCUUAUUACUGGAACACCAGGAGUGGGCAAAUCAACACUUUGCCAACAAUUAGCAGAACAGACGAACCUGAAGUGGCUUGAGGUGGGUAAGCUUGCAAAGGAAAAUAAUUGUUAUGAAGAAUUUGAUGAAGUUUAUCGUUGCCCAGUUUUGCAUGAGGAUAAGAUUCUUGACCUAAUGGAAGACCAAAUGAGUGAAGGAGGUAAAAUAGUUGAUUAUCAUGGAUGUGAUUUUUUCCCAGAAAGGUGGUUUGAUAUCAUAUUUGUUCUUAGAACAAACAAUACAGCACUUUUUGAUCGCCUCUCAAAAAGAGGUUACAGUGGAAAAAAACUAGAAGACAACAUUGAAUGUGAAAUAUUUGGCACCAUUCAUGAAGAAGCUGUUGAUUCUUACAAAGAAGGUUCUGUUUUUGAGUUGUCCAGUAAUAGUGCAGAAGAGAUGGAAGAAAAUGUUGAACAGAUUGUGAAGUGGAUUGAGCAAUGGAAACAAAAUAAAAUUUAAAAUCUA